This is a messenger RNA of Echinops telfairi (small Madagascar hedgehog), 5219 nucleotides long. It is a transcript of the gene SLC24A2, whose product is annotated as solute carrier family 24 member 2. Gene Ontology annotation, molecular function: calcium, potassium:sodium antiporter activity; calcium channel activity. Lineage: Eukaryota; Metazoa; Chordata; Mammalia; Afrosoricida; Tenrecidae. The transcript is spliced from 13 exons. Bases 418 to 2415 code for a protein of 665 amino acids. The record is from RefSeq and is a predicted model, not a curated record. Gene Ontology annotation, biological process: long-term synaptic potentiation; intracellular calcium ion homeostasis; calcium ion transmembrane transport. Gene Ontology annotation, cellular component: membrane.
CUUUCUCGGUGGCUGCGGGACAUGGGGCUGGUAUGAGUCAGCACCACUGGACAACAGAGCCUCCAAAGUCUUUGAACUUCAAAUUGGAAAACACUUGGAUCUGCCACCAGGAGAAAAAGAUAAUCAUCAAGCUUGUGGAUUCACCAAGAACUAAUUAUGAGAGAAAAAGACCGAAGACCAUCACUUGAUGCCAGACAGCACUGAGACAUGGUUGCCAGGAAUUGAUACUCCACAGGAAUGGGACGUGAACCUUGCUGGAAGCUCAAGGCUAAAUGAUGAAAAUAUUUCCUGCGAAGCUUAAGAAUUCCUCUGUGGAAGCAUCCCCAAGCACCUUUAACUAGAAAGUAAGGAAAAGUAUGACAGAGCCCUCUGGGUGACUCAAGUGUGAAGACCUCCGCAUUCACCAGAAGACCCAAGAUGGAUCGGCUUCAAAGCACGACCAUCCCGAUAUUCCUUGAGAAGUGGGGCUUGGGGGAGUCACCAUCUGGCUGCAGGAGACAUUAUAACGUCAGAAAAAAACUGAAGUUCAUUAGAAUCAUAGGACUUUUCCUGGGCCUGCUAGCCAUCAGCACUGUCCCAUUUUCAAUCAGUGCCUUUUCUGAGACAGAGACUCAGAGCCCAGGAGAAGCCAAUGGUCUAAGUGGCCCAGGGGUAGUACACGGUUACCGUCAAAGAACUCUCUUAGACCUAAAUGGCAAGAUUCUGGAUUCCACUGAACAGCCCCCUGUGAUUCAGGAAGGCAAACUGGAGAACACUACAGAGCAUGCCGAAGGGGACUACCCCAAAGACAUCUUCUCCCUUGAGGAGCGAAGAAAAGGAGCCAUCGUUCUCCAUGUCAUUGGCAUGAUCUACAUGUUCAUAGCCUUAGCCAUUGUCUGUGAUGAGUUCUUUGUCCCUUCUUUGACUGUCAUCACCGAAAAACUGGGCAUCUCUGAUGAUGUGGCCGGAGCCACCUUCAUGGCUGCGGGGGGCUCAGCCCCAGAACUCUUCACGUCUCUCAUUGGGGUCUUUAUUGCCCACAGCAAUGUUGGCAUAGGCACAAUCGUGGGCUCCGCAGUGUUCAACAUCCUCUUCGUGAUUGGCAUGUGUGCACUGUUUUCUAGAGAAAUCUUAAACCUGACCUGGUGGCCACUCUUUCGGGAUGUGUCCUUCUACAUUGUCGACUUGAUCAUGCUGAUCAUUUUUUUCCUGGAUAAUGUUAUCAUGUGGUGGGAGAGCUUGCUUCUAUUAUCGGCUUAUUUUGCCUAUGUGAUUUUCAUGAAAUUCAACGUCCAAGUCGAAAAAUGGGCGAAGAAAAUGAUAAGCCGCAACAAAGUCGUCAAGGUGACAGCGCCAGAGGCCCAAGCCAAGUCAUCUACAACCAGGGACAAGGAUGAGCAGGCUCUACCGACUAAGCCACGUCUCCAGCGGGGUGGAAGCUCUGCCUCUCUCCACAACAGUCUCAUGAGGAAUAGCAUCUUCCAGCUCAUGAUACAUACCCUGGACCCACUCGCUGAAGAACUUGGAUCAUACGGAAAGCUAAAAUAUUAUGACACAAUGACUGAAGAAGGGCGCUUCCGAGAAAAGGCUUCCAUUCUCCAUAAGAUCGCCAAGAAGAAAUGCCAGGGGGAUGAGAACGAGAGGCAGAACGGGGCUGCCAACCACGUGGAAAAAAUCGAGCUGCCAAACAGCACCAGCACCGAAGUCGAGCUGACUCCACCCAGCGAUGCUUCGGAGCCUGUACAAAACGGGAACCUCUCGCACAGCAUCGAGCCUGCGGAAGCCCAGACCACGGAGGCAGUGGAGGAGGAGGAUGACCAGCCACUGAGCCUGGCCUGGCCCACCAACCCCCGCAAGCAAGUCACGUUCCUGAUCGUCCUCCCCAUCGUGUUCCCUCUCUGGAUCACCCUACCGGAUGUUCGCAAACCUUCCAUGAAGAAGUUCUUUCCUAUCACGUUCUUCGGCGCCAUCUCCUGGAUUGCGGUGUUCUCCUACUUGAUGGUCUGGUGGGCACACCAGGUUGGAGAGACCAUUGGCAUCAGUGAGGAGAUUAUGGGCCUGACCAUCCUGGCUGCUGGCACUUCCAUCCCUGAUCUGAUCACCAGCGUCAUCGUGGCCCGGAAGGGGCUGGGGGACAUGGCCGUGUCCAGCUCUGUGGGAAGCAAUAUUUUCGACAUCACGGUAGGGCUCCCCCUGCCCUGGCUUCUGUACACCAUCAUCCACAGGUUCCAGCCAGUGGCCGUGAGCAGCAACGGCCUCUUCUGCGCCAUCGUCCUCCUCUUCAUCAUGCUGCUCUUCGUCAUCCUCUCCAUCGCCCUCUGCAAAUGGCGGAUGAACAAAGUGCUGGGCUUCAUCAUGUUCGGCCUCUACUUUGUGUUCCUGGUGGUCAGCGUCCUUCUAGAAGACAGAAUCCUCACGUGCCCUGUCUCCAUCUAGCAGGAAAAGCCAUACCUGGGAGCAGGAGCCUGGAUGGCCCCUUCCCGCGCUGGACUCCAGGCUCCUGGGCCUCUUGAGAAGAGGCAGCUGGCUCACCGCUCUGAGGGGUUCAAGUGUCUCUCCCCAAAGGCAGAUUUGAGGAGCGAUGGAUUACACUGGGCCCAUGCAGUCUCCAGGCUACUUUCACGCCUGCGGACUGGAACGGCUUCCUGUAAGAGACACAGAGAACCGUCAACUGGGGGCUUCCCGCCAUUCACCACUGACAGGUACUCCUCGCUGGCCGGAGGUACACUCACUGUAAGGCAGGCCACGGCAGAGGCGCUAUACGUAAUAUACAUAUUAUAAAUACGUACACACAGAACCCACCCCUGCCUGUUCCUGUCCUAUGCCUCCCCUUGCACACCUAUAGAUUAAUAUAUACCUGUAGACAGACACAAAGGAAGAAAAAAUUAUAUACAUAAAUAUAUAAUUUUAUAUAAAUAUAUAAGUACAACUGCAUCUUUUCAGGGAUAGCUCUAGUAUAUUUAUAGUACCUAUUUGAAGAGGGGCAUCAACCUUCAGUCUGGGCUUUACUGUUAGCACGAGAGUGAUCUAGUGCAAUGAAGAGAUGGAGGCAGCAUUGCUGUGCCCUUCAGCUCCCUUGGACUUACCUGGCUAUUGCAUGAUAAAGCUGAGGUUUGGGGAAAAUACUAGGUUACAGGGUAGGGCUUGAUGUGGAGGCUUCAAGUUGAAUUCUCCAAAAUCUUCCCACAAGCCAAGCAGGGCAGAUGAUCUCCACCCCCACCCCCCCAGGGGGCACUGUUCGAAACCUACAGAGUUACCUGGGACAGAACAGAGUUAAAGCCCAGACCACUUUGAGGGCUGACGGAGGGUGACCAGGGUGGUAGUGGUUUUGUUUGGGUUUUCCCCUUAUCUUGCCCCAGCAUGCAAGUAGAAAAUAUGACUGCGAGCCAAAUUAGUGCUAUCCUCGGACAGGAACACUAUAUCAACUGAUCCUGUGCUGUUCUGAUGCAUGUCCCACUAUCAUCAACAGAAGGGGGCAGAUUUUGCUGUGAUUCUCAUCUCGAUGUACUUUGAUGCUCAGGGCUCACAUAUAGUUCAUAUGGCCACCAAGCAGCCCAGUUGUUUGAUAAGGAAUCUCAUCCAGUAGUUGGGGCGCAAUAGGACUUGCCGCCCAGUGGAAUGCAAGAGCUUGGUCCUUCAAACCAUGGUCAUGCAGCACGGUCAUAAAGGGCUCCAGUGGCAGAAGAGAUCGUCCGUUCUCUGGUCGAGCUCAGUGAACUAUGAUGGGGACUGUUUGUUUGGAAAGGCAGUGUGCACACAGCGCAUCCCAGGAAGGGUUCUGAGUCCUGGGUGAGGUCCUGCCCAGUCCAGCCCUUGGCUAAGGCAGCAUCUCUCGUUCUAUCUGGAGCGCAUCUAGGACUCUUUUUAGCCUAUAAUGAUUAGGCUCGACAGCUGCUUUAACUAGGUUCCAGCCCAUCUCGCUUCCUGAUUUUGCUCAGCGUGACCUAAGAGGCUGUGUUUCGGCCGUUCAGUAACCCUGCGUGCUCCCUUCUCUGAUUUUGCAGCUCUGUGCCAGCAGAGAAUAAGCCAGCAGAAGGGGUGGGUAGGGGCUGAAGGGAGAAGCAAAUUCAGUUUGUUUUAAGAAGAUGGAAGACUUUUGGUUGUCACAAGUCAUGCUUACAUUUCAAUCCCUUGAAAGACAACGCCAGAAGCUUGGUCUAGAGAAGAAAGCACUGAGAUUAAGAGCUUAUUAAAAUUGAAAACCAUGUGCUCCGCUAAAGACAUUGCUCAUGAAUAAAAGCAAUGGCCCAUUACCCUGGAACUAACACCAUAUGUGAGCCUGUCUCCCGUCUGUUCUGAGGUCGCCUAAGACUCCCACCACAGGGGGUCCAGGGAGUCCGGGUGCAAGGGGGGCCUGACCACCGCAGGUCAUGCUGGCUGUUCCUUCCACAUGGCUUCAGCUUCUGCCCAGAUGAACAGGCAGUGCCCGGCACAGCCCUUUACACAAAAGCAAAGCACUUCUAAGUAGAGGCCCCCUGGAGGAAACAAGAAAUCAAGAAGCCAGCUGACCUGCAAGUCGCUCCAACUCUGCCAAGUCCGGUUUGCCAAUGUGUGCUAGAAUCCUGCAUCUCGUUCUUCAUCUCAUCCCAAAACGAGGUGGGGAGGUGUGCUCAUCCUUAAGGAAAGAGAAGGCGUGAGGGAACGUGACUGGAAAGCUCACUUUUUCCUGCGUGUUACUUGAAGGGGAGCACAGCUGGUUAUCAUAGGAUGGGGGAGGGGGCUUCAGAAAGUUCAUGAGAAAAAGGAGAUUUUCCCCUCCCCUCCAAUAUUAAUGAUUGGUUUGCUAUUUGAAACAAAAAAAUAGGUUUGAAUUGGUAACUGACAAAUUGCAGCUAGACUAGGUAGGACAAGUGAGGUCAUUUCUUCUUGCUCUGCUACUUCCUGGUCCUCCCUUUUGUUCCCCCCACCCCACCCCCAGCCCCGCCACUUGCCAUUCAUUUCUUGCUCAAGGUGGAGAUGAAUCCAAAAAGCCCUGGAGCAGUUUCUUCCCAGAGGCUGUGGAAAUGACCUUAAGGAAAUGACCAUUGAUGAAAAGUUGCAUUUGAGAAGACCAGGUCCCAAGCUCAGCUCCCCUCUCAAUGCUGUGCACUGAUUAGGACCGACCGCCAUGCUCCCUUGCUAACUGGGAUCCAGGCUUCUCUUCUGACUCCCCCUCAUGCAUGUGUCUGUGUGCACGGGGUUAUGGGUUUGGUUAGAAUGCAUCCAGAGAGAAGUGUAUAAAAUCCAGUGGGUCUUUUAAA